Messenger RNA from Rotaria socialis, 1035 nucleotides. The record is from the annotation of a GenBank genome assembly. Lineage: Eukaryota; Metazoa; Rotifera; Eurotatoria; Philodinida; Philodinidae.
AUGCCUACAAAAACGUACUUUGUUGAUCAUAUCAAUAAUACUCGAUAUCCAUUAAACGGUGUUAUCCGAUCCGACACUCCGAGCACUGUAACAGUUUCCAGUGCAUUAUUUCGAGAUCAUAUUAUCCUAAGUGCAGAACAACUUCCGCCGAAAGUUGAUUUCCGUCCAGAUUUGACAGCCAUUGAAAAUCAAUGGCAGACAAAUAGUUGUGUGGCCAACGCUUUUGCCGGAGCGUACGAAUAUUUGCUUAGCAAAGCGACUGGCACACAAAUCGAUGUAUCUCGACUGUUUCUAUAUUACAAUGCUCGAUAUAUGGGUAGUCCAUAUGUCCCAAUUACAGAUAGUGGAUGUAUGCUGGAUCAAGCCAUUGCAUCUUUGUGUAAUUAUGGAGUUUGUCUGGAAUCGCUUUGGCCUUUUGAAAUGCGACUUGUAAAUAUGGCACCGAACAUGCAAGCCUAUCAAUCAGCAAAAGAUCACAAGAUCGUUGAUUGGCUUCGAUUGAGCGUCAAUCUCAAUGAUAUGAAAUCGUGCCUAGCACAAGGUUACCCAUUCACUUUUGGAGUGGAACUAUUCGAUUCAUUCGGUCAGGCAACUCGAUCAGGUGUAGUUCCUAUGCCAUCAGCUGCAGAAUUAGAUCCGUCGCAACGGUGGGAUCCAAGCAGACAGAUGAAACAGCACGGCCGCCAUGCUAUGUUGGCUGUUGGCUACAGUGAUCUAUCGCAAGUAUUUCUCGUUCGAAAUUCAUGGGGUACACAGUGGGGCGAUCAAGGCUACUGCUAUAUGCCAUACGCAUAUCUGUCGGAUCCAUCAUUGUGUUUCGAUGCAUGGGUGGUUCGAAAAUUGGCAACCGAUGAUUUUAGUCGAGACGGUUGGUCAUUGCAGGAUACUGUUGAUUAUAAACUACAACACAGCCUUCAACACUUGGAUGCUUCACACGAACAUAAAAAAUGGGAAAUCAUUCAUGUUGAGGAGCCCGAUCAACCUGCAGAAGUAUCUCAUCAUACCGCAGUUGGUAUUGAUAACAACAAAAAGUGA